AAACUCGUAAGGGAUUAAGAUUGGUUGUAUUUCAUAGAGCAACAUAAGGACGGUCCCACGCUGAACCAAGUUACAAAAUAAUUGGACACUUAACUGCCCUGCAAGGUAAAGUUUUCCGCCGUGUUAGUACCAGCUGGAUAAGUAAGUUUUUUAGUAAACUGAGUCCGGGUUACCGUUGUUUGAGGCAUAUAAGAACAUUUUGAAAAGAGAUUAAUUAAGAUCUAUACCGAUCACGAGCCGAUGAGAAAUUAUAACCAAAAAUGUAAAGAGUAUAUCUAGUGCAUCGGACUCACAUUUUUAGCGAUGGCUUAUUGUAUUAAGAUAUUACUUUCAAUGCCCAGAGUUUUUAAUAGCUUAAUGAUGAUAUGAGUCACAACUUGUUAUCAAGGGUUCGCCAAUACCACCGACUAGUUAGAUCAAAUUCAUGCCCCUGUAUCAGACACGUUUCGGAGUGAUUAGGAUUAUUUUGAUUCCAGGCCGGAGUAAAACUCAGAUUCUUGAAAUACCAGAGGCCGGACCUUCUCGUCGAGUUAAGCACCGGAAGCUGAGGGGUGAAAAAUGAUCCUUCUUUGGCGGGAGCGUAAGUAACUACUGUCAGUAAAGAGACUGUGUGUAUGGAUAUUACAUUUCAGGUUGCGUUCACACUAUUCCGGAGAGCUUUUCGUGCUCACACGAAAAGCUAUCUGACCUAUAGUAUGAAAAAAUAUCCGAUAUGUGACUCUCCACUUUAGAGAUCGGCGCGGUGCGGCUUCGCUCCGUUACUGAAAUCGCAGUGAAAUCACCGUUCCUAUGUGCGAACAUAAGCCCUCGAUCAAAAGCUAGUGUAAACAUUGCCUCGGGGACAUCUGUUCUUGCCUUACGUUAGAGCGAUUUUCGUAUGACCUUGAAAAAUGGUGUCGGUAAGUGUUCGCCUGAUUUGUUUUAUUAGCCAGUGAAUUAAACGAUCAAAACAUGGCCUCUUCGUUUUCCUGCAAAUUUGAAGAAGGCAUUGUUCGAUUGGCCAAUCGUGUUGCUGUAAGACGUCAAAGCGAAGUAUCGGUUGAUUUUUAGAAAGUUCUCGGGCAUCAAGUUUUUUCACCUGAGCGAUCGCUUAACCAACCAAAAUACACGGGCGUUUGUAUCCGUUUGAUAAAGCAAUUAAAUCGCUGUAUUUCCGUUCGUUCGUUGUUUCUGUUUUGUUCGCGCGUUUUCAUUUCAAGGUCAUACGAAAAUCACUCUACUGCAGAAGCAUCAUAUUGGCCUUUCUCUGCGAGUGCGAAAACGAAACAGUCUAUUUUAAGAAUAUCCUAGCAAUGUAGUCAUAAAGUUUCAUUCAGUUGCCUAAUUGAGACUGAAUCUCAGUUUGAGGUAUCUUAAGAAAGCGUUUAGUAAUAUAUAAUAUAUUAAGUAAAGAGGAGUAACAAUAUCUCCCUCCGAGCCAUCUGUCAAACGGCAAACGCUAAUUUGUACCACGUGACCACGUUUCUCCUUUGCUUGUCGUUUACUGUUCAUUAUUCAGUUUCUACGCAUAAAUUAGUAUUUUCACGCAAUUUUUAUCCAUACGAAUUGUUUUGAGCUGUUUUUAUCUCCUCAUUUUCUAUUUUGUCCGAGAAAUUCUCAACUUGUACCUGACGUUUGCCUUUUGCCCUAUACGUAAAGGUUAAGCUCUCUAAAGCCUUUCCAUAAUCGGGCUGUGAUUAGUAAAAGGUGUAGGAUCAAAUGAUAACAAGGAAAUUAGGAUAUGAUUUUCGCCUACGGUUUGUCAAAAUUCUAAUUAUAGUUGCCCGAGCAAUUUGAAUAAAAAGCGAGUGAAAUUACUUUCUUAUUUUACAAACAAACCAUUUGAUUACUUGAUUAUAGCAUGGGUGCAGAAUUCUCAUUCAAUACCGAGUUUUAACGUAAAGUUAGUCAUUUCCUGAAUUUUCCGGUUAAGCACCCUGGGUUUAUUAAACUGCUUUUUAUUCAUUUAUUUAUUUAUUUAUUUGUUCGUGCCGGGAUAUCGUCAUUUGUAACAUCUUUAAACUGGCAAUGAGAUAUAGGCAACGUUGACAAGGGAUUUUUAAUUUCACACGUGGUAGAAUUUAAUUAAUAAUUUGUUAUUGAUGAUAUUCAGAGUGCUGCAGGUCUUGGCUGAAACGGUAGCUGCGCCAUAUUGGCCUUCUUAGUCUAAUUACACUUCCCGCCAAGAAUCACUGCUUUCACGCUCUAAAUUGUGACUUUUAGGAAUGGGGUGUCGAGUUCUUAGAAUCAUCAAUCAACGUUCCAUCAAAAAAGCCAUCUUCUUUGGGAUUGUUAUAACAACCGUUUAUAUUACUUGGACAGUAUACACCUUGACGGGGUGCAAGACACCUUUUUUUGAAAACCCCGAACAUGAUGACAUACGACACUUUCAGCAGCAGUGGUGCAUAAUGCAAGGAUGGCGGGUAGACUGGGAGACAGUGGUUAAACCGUGUGUCGGAAAAGUAGCCUGGGACGAGCGUAAAGUAAACUCCGAAUGGAGGACUGAUGCGUAUAACAGUUUUAUUAAGAAAUGGGAAAUACAACCUGCAGGUAAAUAACAGAUACAAAUUCCUGAACCUUGAUUUUUGUAACAUUUUUCUAUAAACACCAGGUAUUGAAAAGAAAGUUGAAUUAAAUAGCCCCCCCCCCCCCCCCCCCCCCCCCGCUAGCCCCCCCCCCCCCCCCUGCGGUUAGUCAUUUAAGCAUCUAUUUGUAAAAUAAUGAAUUAGGAGUUAAAAGACGCCUAUUAACAGAGGAUGGAACCUUUAUUAAAUAAACGCUAGGCACGAAGAAAUUGUAGUUUUUUUGAAGCAAAAUGUGGGUCCUCCAAGCCAAAUUGUAAAUUAACGUCGCUAUCGUUCAAUCAGCCAUUUGCUCGUGGAUGACGUCAUUUUACUACUUCUUCCAGAACCCUUUGGGGUUUUUGUUUUCUUGUGUAUAUUUUAUUCAAAGACCUGGGGAUUAGGAACUUUAAAUAUAAAAAGAAAAACGAAAUGGAUUCUGAUCGUGUUAGUGAAAUGAUAAAUUUACACGGUCUAUUAAGAAAAUACUGCACAGGGUAGUGAAUAUAAAUUAUACACCCGCUUUGUGUUAGUUUCAACACAAAGAUCAUUUCUUGCUAGGACGAUUGAAUCCUCUUCUCCGAAAAAUUUUAGUAUUUCUUUUCAGUUCUUUGUAGAUACAGUUGUAAACUUAGGCGACAACGUCAAUUGUUAAUGCUUUGUUUGUGGUAGUGGAAGUGCACUAUAGCUACACCAGCUACUUACAGGUACUCCACUCAUAUAAUUUCAAAGAAAUAAUGCAAAUAUUGAAAAAUAUAACAGGAUUAAAAAUAACCCAAAUAGCAAGAGGCAUUCAGAUAGCUAUUUUAAAAUUUUGACUAAGAAUUUGAAGUUGGGACGACCGAAAAAUGAAAUCCUGUUAGUGGAUAGUGGAAUCAAACUCGGGACCACUGGAUUGCGAGUUCUACGCGCUGACCACUCGGCCACACUGAUUUAGUUCUAAAUGUAAGAGUAAAUUUAACAUUGCAUUCAUUUUGAACAAUGAAUAUUUCUUUACAGGAUAUUUUCUUUAUCAUUUAGGUCAGUUUAGUCGUUUCUUCAUUCAGUCUGUUACAAAAGAAGGCAUUCAUAAGAAUUUUGGUGGCGAUGCGUGGCGAGUGUACAUAAGAGAAGGCCCAGCAUCCCUUGCGCCACAAGUGUUGGACCAUGACGACGGGGUAUAUGAGGUGGUAUUCUUAGUGAUGGAACCUGGUAAUUACUCUGCCCAGAUUACCUUAGAUUUCACCCUCUGCGACGGUCUUCGUGAUCCACCAGAGGACUGGAUCAUACAAGGUGUGGAGCUAAAAAAAAUUGUUUAAUAACAUUGCAUUUUUGCAGAGUUUAAGGUAGCUGAUGCAGUGAAAAUUUACUCUCCCUGCUAAAAUGCUUUCCACUUCACUUAGUGAGUCUUUGCAGCACCAUUUUGGGGACAGCAAUGUAUGUUUUUACCUCAGAUUGCCCUUACAGCCCUCAAAAGAUAAACAGUAAAAAGGGCUAUUAUCUAAUAUAAGGUUUUAGCCAGAGCUAAAAGCGAAGCCUCCGUUUGCAUACUUAAAAAAAGCAAUUAACUUUAAACUAAAAAAACUCUACUGGCCACCAGAAAGAAAUGUUCAAAUCCCUAUUUAACCUUAUGAGCCUUAGGCAUCAGUUUACCUUUCGAGGGAGGGGUUGGGUGAUUACGAAAAAAAAUCCAGCAAACGCACCUGAAAUGAAAAAAUUCUCCAAGCUAGCUAAAAGUCAGAAGGCAUUAAGUGCGAUCAGAGUAGUAGAAUUCUUCCAGACUACAUCAUUUAACCCACACCCCUUUGCAAAGUUAUAGGUCUCUUCAGGAGCAGCAAUUUGCAGGUUGCGAUUUCUAGGGUGAGAAUUUCUGUCUUAAGGGAGGAACUAAAAGAAAAAUCAAGCCGACAUCUGUGCUCCCUUAAGCUCAUGAUGUGUUUUCUUAUCGGGCCCGGACGAACAGAUAUGUGUAGCUUUUACAUUUAUACCUCACAGUAUCUGAGAGAAUUUUUUUCCACAUUAAGGUAUUGUUUGUUUUCUUUGGGGACAUACCUAGGACAGCAAAUAACUCAUUUAACCUUUAUCGCUAUUUAUUCUUUAACCUACACAAAAUGUGCGGUACGUGUUCAGGUGUUGUGCUGUGCAUUCACUGAGAAACGUGCGAUAGACUUAUUUACAAACUAUAAUAGGCUACAAAUUAAAAGUGAUACAAAAACUCUUGAAAACUUUAAACCUUUUUUUCCAAAAAGGCGAACUCGGGAGUGAAAAACCGACAAGUCUGUUUGUUAGAAGAAAGGAGAACUCUUUUAUAUUUUAGAUACUUUUUUCCAUUCAACCGCUACAGGGCUCGAAUUAUGGGGAGAGGGGGCGGGGGGAGAAGCACACCUUAUGGCAAGUAAUGAAUACGAUCAUCAAUAACAAUUCAAUGGAACAUUUACAAUAACAACAAUUCAGUUUUAUUCAAGAAAGAAGAGUAGUCCGUCUGACUUGUUUCUUAAAAUGUUUUCAAAGUUUUGUUUUCCUUGAGUCUGUUUUUCUUUUUUCAUCAGCCGCCGACUUCGCUCGCGUAAUUGAAUGGCGAACACUAGAAAACAUGUUUAUAAGCUUGAGCAUGUAUAAGGCCAUACCUGAAAUUUCUUCAAAAACUUCGCUGUCUUGGUUGUAUUUCAAAACAGGCAAAGCGCUCCGUCUUGAAGAAAACAAUGAGGUUGAAUUCCUAGAAGGACAAUUUCUUAAUGACAUGCUUUCGUUUGUUCACAAAAAGGAAACUGAGCAUCUUUUCAACUUUACCUUUCCAUUUGUGUCUUUUAACGGUGUAUUUUCAACCUUAAAAUGCAAAACUUUGGUAUUGAAAACCACCGCAUGGUGAACGCGCACAAGCAAUUUUCUUGAAAGUGGAUAUCCUAACUAAGGUGUCAAAUCCUUUUUCACUACCUCCUAAAAACCACCAUAGAUAUACUAAGUAGAAAGUUGUAAAGCCUUUAGAAACAAUAGGGACAAUAACUCUCUAGGGGAGGAGGGUUGAAAUUCGUGUCCACUUAUUCCCUCCCUGCCAGUGCGUACGUGCGGACGGGUGGACGGGCGGGCGCAAUGGCGGACGUCACUGACAUCAUAACCAAAGUUUCUUGCAUCGAUAGUUUUUCAUUUUCUAAUAGUAAUAUUCUAAAACUAAUAUUCAGCAUAAAACAUUUAUUAAAACAGUAAUUUAACAAAUUAUUCAUUUUUUUAAAUCACUUAACAAAAAGGGACAAAUCAAGCGAAACACCACAAAGAUGGGAUCCUGGGAUACAUUGGCGAUGACUACAUACUAGAACCGAUUGGAGGACAAAGCGUCGUUGCAUUUUACGUCCCAGAAAACACACAUAACACUCAGAAGUAUAUUUCAGGUAACAGACUAUCUUGUCGUAAGAUAAGAACUUGUUUCAUGAGCCCAAUACCUUCAAUUAGGACAGAGUCAGGAAAAACUAAGCGGAUUAUUUCAGUUUGAAUCAGCUCAACAAUUCCUCCCGCGCCCUAGCUUAGUUAUUUCGACUUUGGAAUGCCGAUCUUUUGCCAUAGUGGCAAUCCUAAUGUAUAUCAACUACAGUAUAUUUGCCUCUAUUACUUUCGACCAAGUCAAAGAUCGGCCUUCACUCGAGUUCAUGAAAGAGGCGGAACCGAAACCAAUAAGAAAAGUGGCAGCGAAGGAAACAUCAAGCCAUUCUAGCUUGCUUUCUCCGCAGUCGGAAUAUUUGAAUGCGUUAAUCCGUAAAAGAUAGGAUUUUCACGUAAACAUAACUCCUCCGCAUAAGAUAAGAAACCACAGUUAUCUGAUUAUUUUUAGGCAAUUAACAUGGCUUUUUUUACCAAAUCUUCUCAGUUGUUAAAGCAUCAACUUGUGGAAUAACUUGCAACCUGUUACAGAACGGGUUCGGCAGAUGGGUCAACGGUGUGUGGCAGCCAUUUAUAGGUUUGUACUCUAUUGUUAGGUAAAUACAUGAUUUCUUUUGAUAAUUGACUUCGUUUGAAAAUAGUCAUCACAAUUUUAAUGUUAUCAAAAUGCGUUAAAAUAGCUUGGGUACAACCAAGGCCUCACUAUCAACAGGAACAAAAUCGGGGAGUCCAGGCUACGUUUUGUAUGUCCGAGACAAAUCGAGUGCCACAAAGGGGUUUUUGGGUCACUUUUCCAGUGUUAUGAGAAUAAUGAUAAACCAAUCUUUAUUUAAGUAUGAGGACAAUCAGUAAUAUUUAAAAUUUUAAAUUAUAUCGUAUUGUUUACAAAUUAAAAACUAAAUAUAUGUCCACGAUAGAAAACUAUUUACAAUUGUGAAUAAUUUAAAAGUGGGAAAAGGAAAAUCAAGCAUUACUAAGAAAAAAAAUUAUCAAAAAUCUAGGCCUAUAAAAUUAUGAGUGCAGAUGUAGACCAGCUACAGCGAAAGUGAAGUCUUCUGAGACCUCAUGUGAUUUGAAUGGAUAUCUAGAACCUCUGACGCAUCUGUGUACAUUUUGUAAUAUAGCAAAUGAGAGCUGUAUUCGAAGCCAGGAAAUAACGCUGGCGUAAGGUUCAUUGUUCUUAGUCGAAAGCUUAUUUGCGAGAGUUCUUAAAACGUUCUGACAGUCGAGUCCCAUGCCCCCGUUUGUACCAAACACCAGUGGUGUAAAAGUUCCCAUCUCUACAUCCAUCACUCUCUGGUUGUAUUUCCUCUUCUUCUCGUUUUCUUGCUUUUUGAAGAUCGUAGCUGUGUACUUGCCCUGGUUGGACCGGGAGAUAACAUGCGUUACACAUACGUCAAAGAAUGCCGUUACUCCUGGUGUGACUUGUUAGUGACUCCUGAGUGACUGGUGUUAUGAGUCAAUCUAUUUACGCCACAUGACGUCACAGACAGAAAUCACCUGUCAAAUCGGACCGCUUGUUUAAGCGGCACUUUUUAGGGAUAAUUCGCGUGUUUUGAAGACGGAAACGAUAGGUUUUGCAAGACUUUUAACGAGUUUAAUUUUUGUGCAUACUGAGGAACUGAUUAUAUUAUCUUUAUUAUUAUUAUUAUUAUCAUUAUUAUCAUUAUUAUUAUUAUUAUUAUUAUUAUUAUUAUUAUUAUAGUAUAUUUGCUGCUGUCAAUAAAAUUUUUUCUCCAUUUAAAACAAAUUUAUUAUUAUUAUUAUUAUUAUUAUUAUUAUUAUUAUCACUAUUAUUAUUACGAACUAUCUUUUUUUACUUUAAGUCCUCUUAGUUUUUCUUUAUUCUUAUUUUUAAUUUUUUAUUAUUGCUUAACAGCUUAAGACAAGGCAAAGAAAAUAACGCUAGGUCCAUGCGAGUAAAGCGCCGUGCAAUCAGAAUACACAGAAAAUUACACAUGUACAUACACGUACAAGCUUAAUUUUGCCUUGUGUCAUUCAACCCGCACUUUUGAUAAAAAUCAUUCGUGCGAUUUCAAAAUCGGACAACGGCACUGCGCGAGGUCGAUUUGAAAUAACAAAAUCGGGGAGUCCAGGCUACGUUAUGUAUGUCCGGGAUAAAUCGAGUGAACAGACACUUGCUAGACCUCAGAAAUAUUAGAAGUAUGUAGCACCUCUCUAUUCAUCGUCAUCACCCCUAUUGACGUAGGUUCAUUUCAUUUCUCUCUCUGGAGUCCCAGACACGACUCCAGGAAACAAGACUCUGCAAGUCAUAUUGAAGAAUGAAGCUGCUUUAUUUUGGCAGAUAACUCUCCAACAACAGCAGAGGCGCUGGACAAUCCCUUCACAAAAGCAGAUGCUCUUUGUAUCUAUGGUGAUUCAAUAGCUCGGUAUUUCUUUAGAUCUCUGAUAUCGCGUGGAAUUUGUGAAAGGUUCUUUAAAAAGUGCAUUGAAGCAUACAUGAAGAUAAACCAGGUAUGGAACAAAAAUUCUUAUACCAAAAAAAAGGAUUGGUUAUAAGCCGGCCCGCCCGCCUUUAAGCCUCCCUCCUAAGCCCGUCUACUUGUAAAAGAAAUGUUAUUCCGGUUAUAAACCCUCCUCCCAGUUAUUAAAAAAGAUAAGUUAUCAACCUUCCUGGGUCUUUUCGCCAGAGGAAACAAAAAGCAUAACUUACAGUAAAGGUUACUGAGUACAGUCAACUCCCUCUAAGACGGACACCUUUGGGACCGGCAGUAAGUGUCCGUCUUAGAGAGAUGUCCGUCUUAUAGAGAAUCAAAUAAAGGGAGUAAAGAAAGGCAGGGACCAACUUUAGGGAGGUGUCCGUCUUAUAGAGGUGUCCGUUAAGAGAGAGUCGACUGUAUCAGAUAUUUUGAUAAGGGUAGUUUUAACACGUAACGGUCGGUCCGAUUUUGCAAAGCCAAGGAAGCUUAUUCUAAACACAAAAAUCGGCCUAGUUUACCAUUUGGGUAGAAUCCUUUUUGGACGGAAAGAUUGACCUAUAAACAAAAAGUGUGAACUGCACCCAGCCAAAGAGUUUCGUGAAUGACAACCAUUCUUUGUAAAACAUUAAAUCUAUGGGCUAUUAGCUUCUCAAAGGGGUGUGGUGGAGCAGGGAGGAGGAUGGGUUCGCCGAUGCAAACGUAUGGUAAAAAUUCUUUUUCAAGACCAUUCAGUUGUGAUCGAAUUUGAUUUAUUGAAAAGUUAGGUACAAAUGUUUUGGUUUUAAGUAAUUAAAAGUAUCUAAAGGGGGACGAUUCGCUUUCAGCCUUGGCUAAAUUUAUCUCUGAUAUAUUAACUUGACCACUGAUUUUCAGUUCCACUUAGCGAGGAGCAGUUAAAUAGAGGUUAAAACGAUAAAAUAGAACGUUGCGACGUAGGUGGCUACUUGAUUGUUUUCAGGCUAGCAUGUAUUGAAGGAAGCGAUUUCCGGUAAUUGGCAAGUCAUUCGCUUGUUUAGUAAAUGUGUAGAGAGAGCUACACGGCUUAGCAACCAGCAUUUUGAAUUCAAGUCGUUAAGCUUAUAAUUACUGUAUUAAAAUAACCUACAUUUAACUGAAACAGACGAAACAUAGAACAUUGUAUGUAUUUAAAGUUACUAACACGAUAUCAAAAAUGUUGUUUCUCAGGUUUCUAAUUAUGUUACUAACUUUUGUAAGGAUUUAACUAUGUAUAUGCUAUACCAAUUGUCUUUCAGCAAACAUACCAAACGACUCCAACAAACGAUUUCAACAAACUAGUCCUUCAGCAUAUGUCAGAGUUUCUUGAUUCCUCAGAUUUGAGUAGCAACCACAGCGUGUUUGUAUUUAACCUUGGCGUUCACUUCUCAAUAUGGCUCAAUUUCACAACUUACAAAGACCUCAUAGAUAGCGUGAUAAGAAUGUUAAGGAGCAGGUUUGCUGAUGAGCACAACAAUAAACCCAUUGUUAUUUGGAAAACAACAACAUCCAUUGAAAAAGAAAAGACUCAUCCGAAGAAUUUGACUCAUUGGAGAUUCCAUACUCAUCAGGUAUAACAUGAUGCCCUCCACCAACUACCCAUUACAGUAAAACCCCGCGUAUAAGAACUUAGAUUUUAAGAAAUUGUUAGGCUAAGAUUUUCUAUUUAGACCCCUUUUACAUAAGAACCUGUUUUAAUAGAACAAGCUCAACCAGUUAGAAAAAAGAAGAUAAAACACAAUACCAUGUUUCAAUGUUGUUUUUGUUCUGUUUAACAUGCUUAGAUUUGAGGGAUUUUUAUAACAUAUGCACGUAAUACCAAAAGGCCACACCCACCAAUGACAAACGCGUUAUUUAUUUUUAAAAAUAUGAGCCUGUUAAAGAACCUGAGUAACCUAAUUUUCCAGUUAGCAACAUUUUUAUAAGAACCUUCUUAGCCUAGCUUGGAAAAACUUAAGAUCUUAUACGCGGGUUUUUACUGUAUAUGGUAUGUUUGGUCUAUACGUAUUUAAAUAAGCUGAGUAUGAUGAAAUCAGUAGGAGAGAGUUAUCUACCGAGUUAUGAAGAAUUAUUAAACUGAAUCAUUGGAUACUGCAAUUCUAGAGCUGUGACUGGCUUAGCCAUCAUGAUAUAUGAGCCAUUGUACUAUGCUCUCCCAAUAUGGUAUCUGUACGGGUCUGCUCAAAAUUAAAAACAAGCUGAGAAAAGGUUGUCUUUACAAAUAUAGUCGGGAAGAAUUCUCGAUAUCUUGUGUGCGUUUUUAAUAAAACAACUAUUCUACUCGCGCUUUUUGGAUAUUAGAUGAUUAUGGCCAACUCAUAUCCAGCGCGCACUCGUGGAAUAAUUGUUAAAAGUUUCCUUUUUUGGCUGUUGUCGCCAUAUAUCGCUAUCAUAACUGUAGCUCUAACAGUUGUUGUAACAACGGUAAAAUUCACUGUCAGCUAUUGUCAGUAUCCUUGUUAUUGUACACGGGAAAACAGUGCAAAGGUCCAGAAGGUACCAAACAAUCAUCAUUACCACAAAGUAGCAAGAAAUGCUUGAAAUAUGUUUUUCGGAAGAUGCGUGGAAUCUCAAGAUUAUUUUGGAGCGGUAGUACUCUUCUCAGUCUCUCCCUUACUGUGCAUGCGCAGAUCUUAACACGUCUAUAUUUUUUAAGUUAAAACAUUGAACAGUAAAACCAUGACUAAAAGCCGAAAUAAUCAAUCCCUUUUUUAUAACUUUUAACAGCUGGCUCAGGGCUACCAAAGCACCCUGACUCUAAUACAGCAUCUCCAAUUUAAAAGAAAAUUAACAUUCUGAAUAAGACCAACCCUCAGCAGGUUGCUCCUACUCUAUGGAUAUAGUUUUCUCCGUUGUGAUGACACAGUGUACCGGAAAAAGAAGUCCAAAAACAUGAAAACAUGUAGGGAGCAACUCGUUUCAAAGACAUAACUUCAUAUCUUUCUACCACGGCUUCAGUUUCCUUAAAGAGGUUUGCUGGUUUACUUAACUUGGGUUAGAUUCUGUAUUUAUUUCCUGUCAGUUUUCAAUUUUGUGUAUGAUUGUGCGAUUCCUUUUUCUCCUCAGAGACUGGAAUUGUUUCAUAAAUACGCGACUAACGCCAUGUGCAAGGCAGGUAUUCCUGUGUUGGAAGUGUAUCCAAUGACCGCUUCGUACCCUAAUGGCACACUAGAUCAUGUACAUUACAGUGCAAAUGCGCAGAGGGCGGCAGAGGAUCAACUGUUAUCAUUUAUUCACAAAAAAUUGAAGAAUAAACCUACUUAA
Porites evermanni is the source of this 11590-nucleotide messenger RNA. The record is from the annotation of a GenBank genome assembly. Lineage: Eukaryota; Metazoa; Cnidaria; Anthozoa; Scleractinia; Poritidae.